CAGGAUGGAAAUGGAAACCUAACAGCAGAAGCCAUGAUAGCUUUCAUAAGCAUCGCCUUACUUGUUGCCCUGUUUUUGCUCAACUCAGAUCGCAUUCAGAAAGCCAUUGAGAUAUGCAGCGAAUGUUUGAUUUUGCUAAAUAAAACCGAUCAAAACAGCAAAGACCAAUUUGAUUCAGUAUCGCUACAAUUUUACAGCGACAUCUACACAGUUCUUUUCAGCGCUUAUCGUCAUAUCUCUGACUACAUAAGUGCGGAAAGAUACGGCAGGAAACUGUUUGUCUUAUACAGCGAGUCUGGAAUUAUGCUUCAUAACCUUGGCGAAAACCAAAAAGCGAAAGAGUAUGUUGAGAGAGCCCUAGCCAUUACAACCGAAAUUGGCGACAGAAGCGGAGAAGCAUCCUGUUACGGAAACCUUGGAGCGUUGCUUCAGUCGCUCGGGGAAUGCGAUAAGGCUAAAGAGUAUCUCCAAAAAGCGCUUGUCAUCAGAACUGAGAUUGGCGAUAGAAAAGGAGAAGCAAAUGACUACGGAAACCAAGGUACUGUGUUUCUCUCGCUCGGCCAAUACGACAAGGCUAAAGAGUAUCUCCAAAAAGCGCUUGCCAUCAGAACUGAAAUUGGUGACAGAGAAGGAGAGGCAGCUGACUACGGAAACCUUGGUACUGCGUUUUUGUCACUCGGCCAAUACGACAAGGCUGAAGAGUAUCUCCAAAAAGCGCUUGUCAUCAGAACUGAAGUUGGCGACAGAAAAGGAGAAGCAUCUGACUACGGAAACUUGUGUACAAUGUUUGUGUUGCUCGGGCAAUACGACAAGGCUAAAGAGUAUCUCCAGAAAGUGCUUGUCAUUAGAACUGAAAUUGGCGACAGAGAAGGAGAAGCAACUGAUUACGGAAACCUAGGUUAUUUGUGUGAGUCGCUCGGGCAAUACGACAAGGCUAAAGAGUAUCUCCAGAAAGCACUUGUCAUCAGAACUGAAAUUGGCGACAGGAAAGGGAAAGCAUCAUGUUAUGGAAAUCUAAGUACAGUGGUUUGGUCGCUCGGGCAAUAUGACAAGGCUGAAGAGUAUCUCCAGAAAGCGCUUGUCAUCAGAACUGAAAUUGGCGAUAGAAAAGGAGAAGCAACUGAUUACGGACACCUAGGUUUUUUGUGCGAGACGCUCGGCCAAUACGACAAGGCUAAAGAGUAUCUCCAGAAAGAGCUUGCCAUCACAACUGAAAUUGGCGACAGGAAAGGGAAAUCAUCAUGUUAUGGAAAGCUAAGUACAGUGUUUCUGUCGCUCGGGCAAUACGACAAGGCUAAAGAGUACCUCCAGAAAGCGCUUGCCAUCACAACUGAAAUUGGCGACAGGAAAGGGAAAGCAUCAUGUUAUGGAAACCUAAGUACAGUGUUUCUGUCGCUCGGGCAAUAUGACAAGGCUAAAGAGUAUCUCCAGAAAGCGCUGGUCAUCCGAACUAAAAUUGGCGAUAGAAAAGGAGAAGCAACUGAUUACGGAAACCUAGGUAAUUUGUGUAAGUCGCUCGGCCAAUACGAUAAGGCUAAAGAGUAUCUCCAAAAAGCGCUUGCCAUUAGAACUGAAAUUGGCGACAGAGAAGGAGAGGCUGCUGACUACGGAAACCUAGGUACUGUGUUUUUGUCGCUCAGGCAAUACGACAAAGCUAAAGAGUAUCUCCAGAAAGCGCUUGUUAUCAGAACUGAAACUGGCGACAGAAGUGGGGAAGCAUCAUGUUGUGGAAACCUAGGUCCUGUGUUUCUGAGGCUCGACCAAUACGACAAGGCUAAAAAUUAUCUCCAGAAAGCACUUGUCAUCACAACUGAAAUUGGUGACAGAAAAGGGGAAGCAUCAUGUUAUGGAAAACUAGGUACUGUAUUUAAAUCACUCGGGCAAUAUGACAAGGCUAAAGAGUAUCUCCAAAAAGCGCUUGUCAUCACAACUGAAACUGGUGACAGAAAAGGGGAAGCAUCAUGUUAUGGAAAACUAGGUACUGUGUUUAAGUCACUCGGGAAAUAUGACGAGGCUAAAGAGUAUCUCCAAAAAGCGCUUGUAAUCAGUACUGAAAUUGGCGACAGAAAUGGAGAAGGAACUGGCUACGGAAACCUGGGUACAAUGUUUCUGUCGCUAGGCCAAUACGACAAGGCUAAAGAGUAUCACCAAAAAGCGCUUGCCAUCAAAACUGAAAUUGGCGACAGGAUAGGAGAGGCAACUGGCUACGCAAACCUCGGUACUGUGUUUCUGUCGCUCAAGCAAUACGACAAGGCUGAAGAGUUUCUCCGGAGGGCGCUUGUCAUCAGAACUGAAAUUGGCGACAGAAAAGGGGAAGCAUCGUGUUAUGGAAACCUAGGUACUGUGUUUUUGCCGCUUGGGCAUUACGACAAGGCUAAAGAAUAUCUCCAAAAAGCUCUUGUCAUCAGAACUGAAAUUGGUGAUAAGGAAGGGGAAGCAGCAGAUCUUGCAAACCUCGGAACUGUGUCUAGAACUGUUGGAGAUUAUGAAGUUUCGGAAGUAUUCUUGGAGAAAGCUUUAUCCAUAUCCAGAGAUAUUGGAGAUAGAAAAAAAGAGUUCGAAAUCCUUCAAAGUUACGCCAUUUUGUAUUUAUUGCAAAAUAAAAAAAAAGAUUCCCUUUCGUGUCUUCAUCUGUGCAUUGAAAAGUAUGAGAAGCUGAGAUAUUUCUUGGGCGCCAAUGAUCAGUUCAAAACAUCAUUUCUGGAGGAGUCAGGAAUAUUUCCUUACAAGCUACUUUGUUGUUUGCUUUGUGACACCGGAAAUUAUCGGGAUGCACUUUGUGUUGAGGAGUUGGGUCGAGCUAGAGGCCUAUCAGACUUAAUGGCAGAGAAGUACUCAGUUGAAACGCACAUCUCUGCUAAUCCACAAUCUUGGUUUGGCAUUGAGAACAUUUUUGGAAGGAAAAAUAACUUUACUUGUCUGUACAUUUCUUAUUUUUACAAUCAUCUGCAUUUGUGGAUCUUUAAAAUAAGUGGAGUCCUUCACUAUAGAAGAAUAUCACCAGAAGAGAAUCUAGUUCAGGCUGGGUUGCCCAAAGAUUUGUCUUUGAGUAAAUUUUUGGAUCACAAUUUCCGGAGUCUUGGUAUUUUGCCCACCAAUGAUUGUGAAGAUCGGUCUUUAAAUUUGGUUAAAUUGCAACCUCUCUCCCCCGCACAAAAGAGCUCAGCAAGACUGCGACUCGUGGAGGAGGACGAGGAUGAGGACGAGGAUAUGAUCUAUCUUUGUCUAUCACAAAGUCUACCCUUGUGCUACAAAAUGUUUAUUGCUCCCGUUUAUGAUUUACUUGAGGAACCUGAAGUCAUCAUCGUUCCUGAUCGCAGUUUGUACAAAGUUCCCUUUGCUGCACUGAGUGAAAAGGAGGGAGCCCAAUACCUGUCGGAGACUCAUAGGAUCCGUGUCAUUCCCUCUUUGACAACACUCAAGAUCAUUCAAGAUAGUCCAGAGGACUAUCACAGCAACACUGGUGCCUUGAUAAUAGGCAACCCUAAGGUCGAUUGGCUGCCGUCAUUACCAGGUGCAAGAAAGGAAGCAGAGAUGGUCGGAAGACUGGUGGGUGUUCCGCCUCUGGUAGAAGAGGAAGCAACGAAGCAGGCGGUACUUGAGCGAAUAUGUUCAGUGGGUCUGAUUCAUUUUGCUGCUCAUGGUAACGCUGAAAGGGGAGAAAUUGCCCUCUCCCCCAUUCCUACUUCCAACAGUCGUAACGCUAACCUUCCGAAAAGAUAUUUCACAAAUUAA
Molecule: messenger RNA, 3735 nt
Organism: Pocillopora meandrina
Lineage: Eukaryota; Metazoa; Cnidaria; Anthozoa; Scleractinia; Pocilloporidae
Source: the annotation of a GenBank genome assembly